GCAGGUGCUGCUUUUUAGCUGGGAGAAGAGCCAAGUGUGAGACCGACGGCUGUUGAGGCCAGCUGCAUGCAUGCAGGCUUGGAGGACAAGCUGCUGUUAAAGCAAUGCAGAAAGCCAUUGUGAUCACCGAGCAGCCGGUCUCUGUCUCUGUCCCUGUUGGAUACUCCUUCACUCUGCGAUGCAGAGCUGAGGCCUGCACAUCUCUGCAGUACCAAUGGUUUUGUCAGCACCAGUCUGCCUGUUGCCAGAUUCCUGGUGCAACUGAGCAAGACUUGCUCAUCACUGCACAGCAAACCCAACUGUACACCUGCAGAAUCAAUGACCUCCAUAAAAAUGCUGUCUUCUCUAACUGGGUGAAAGUGGAGGUACAUCAGUGUGUUGCUAGAGGGCUGCUCCCUCAGCUUUGGCGAGGAGAACCAGUCAUCAUCCUCAACCCCGCCGAGCAGAAGGUAGAAGUAGGGAAGCCACUACAACUGCGGUGUGCUGCCAUGGGGGUCCCAGCCCCAAACUACCAGUGGUACCGUAAUGGGAAUGUGCUGGAACACCAGAAGAGAAAAAAACUCUGGAUCAACCAUGCAAAGGUCAGCGACUCCGGCACAUACCUUUGCUGCGCCUCCAAUAGCCAUGGAGAGCAUUGGACCAACGCGGUGGAUAUUCACGUGGGUGAGCAGAGCCAACCAACACCUGGUACAUGUCGUUCUGAAAAGUUUUUUGCUACAGACAAGAUAGCACUUUUAGUGGGCAACAACCAUUACCAGCAUCAUCCAAACCUGAUGGCUCCUGUCACAGAUGUGUUUGAACUGAGUCUUCUUCUAAAGCAACUGGGGUUCCAAGUUGUCUCUCUUCUGGACCUGAACAAGGCUGAGAUGAUGACAGCGGUCAGUCGGUUUCUGCAGCUCUUGGGGAAAGGGGUCUACGCUAUAUUUUACUAUGCCGGGCAUGGUUACGAGCAUUUGGGAAGGAACUACAUGGUCCCCAUUGAUGCCCCACAGCCUUAUGCCCCUGAGAACUGCAUCAGCGUGCAGAGGAUCCUCCAGAAGAUGCAGCAGCGGCAGACAGCCCUGAAUCUCAUUCUUCUGGACACCUGCAGGAAAUGGUACAACCCAGAGUGUCCCCUGUCACAGGUGCAGCCACUGGAGCCUUGGGGCAAUACUGUUUAUGGCUAUGCCACAAGUGAAGAUGCAGAAGCCUAUGAGUUGCAGGACGGAGAAUUCAGCUCUGGGAUCUUCAUGAAAUAUCUGAAGAAACAUAUUCUGCAGGAGAAAAAAGUUACACACAUGUUGGAGGAUGUGCUAGAAGAUAUUGGCCGGGAUCCUUUGGUCACUGGGAAACAGGUGAUGGAGAUCAAGCACACUCUGAAGGAAGCCCGGGCCCUGACAGACCCUGUCUGCCCCUCAGGAGCAGCUGCAGCGCGCUGGGGACGCAGCUAUGAGCUGCUUAGCGAAAUAGUGACGUUCCCGUGCGGGGCACGGGUAGAGCUCCGCUUCCACCAGGUGUUCUCCAAUGUGAUAUAUGUGUGCGCCAAGCUGCAGGCACUGCCGGCCCACAUCGCUGAUGUCCGCCUCCUGCUGUGCUGGCCAACCGAGAGGCAAGGUGCGGACAUCUUGAAGGACAGCUGCCCAAACCAAGUGGAAUCUCUGCUUGCCUCUGUUUGCAAGCAGGAGGAGCAGGACUGUGUGUUCCAGCUCAACGGACUGCAGAAAAUUCAGAUGGAUGUGCUCCUGCAGUUGGAUUUGCAUUACACUCAGCUAAGCACAAAGCAAAGGACUUGUGAAAGCCUGCAGAAAAUCCUCCAGAAAUCUCUGGUAGCGCAGUUGUUCAGCCACAGAAAUUCUGCCCAGCCAAACUACCAGCAAACUCCAGUAUCUGCAGGCAGCCUGUGCCUCAGGAACAUGUCCACGCUAAGUGCAGGCCCAAAGGCACAGGCAUCUCUGAGGAUGGGCUCGGGACAUAGUUUGCCGAGCAGCAACCCCUCCAACUCAUGCAGUGAGCCAGAAGAGAACGAUGAGAGCAACUUGAGUGAGCUCUGCUCAGCACUGCUCCGGGCUGGCCCAGGGCAGGACUGUCCCUGACACCUGCAGACUGUUGUGACCAGCCUGGGAACUACAUUUUUGAAAAGGCAACAGUUAUUCCAGUGAUAAAUAUGACAGGAAUCUUCGGCUGCCUUCAGCCUCAGCAAUUGCUCUGGCCAAAUCAGGCCGUGUGUGGCUGAGGCUGCUUUUGGAAAGGCCUUUCCCAUCCUUGCCCUGCAACAUGCAGGGCCUGAAGCCUGCUGGAAAUAACCUCUGUCCCACAGAAAAUUCUGCGCUGUUUGAGAACACCAAGGAGUAAUUGUCAUGUCUAGUGGAAGACAGGGCCACCCUACAAGCCAUAACAUUUCCAGGCAAAACCCAACAUUGCUUAUGGUCAAGGGCACUGGCUGAUGUUUUCUGAGAAUCAGGCUCUGCUAAGCAAGUGCCUGAAAGCAAGCAUUACAGCAGUAACCAUGGUGAGGUAGGACACCCAUAAACACUACAGGCCUGUGCUACAGCAGGAACACAGUCUAAAAACCCAAAUAAAACUGCUGACUCUCAUCACGCUUGUGCAAGUGAUGCAAGGAAUUGAUGAGCGACCCAGAUAAAACUGUAGGAAAGUAUAAGCUUCCCCCCAGGGUUGCAGCGUGAUUUUCUUUCCUUGUAAGUCCUGCCAAUGUACUAGCAGAUGUUAAAUUAUGUGUUUAUGUAUUUCUAAAGAAUGCAUUUAUAUUUUAUAUUGCUAGGAAAAGGAGGUUGAGAUGUCCUGUCAAAUGCAUGUUUACAACAGAGGAUGGUUUUCCAACAGUAGUAGCCACAGGUUCAUGCUUCCACCUGCCCCUUCUAUCAUGUUACACCCAAGACACAAAAGGGUGUUAAAUCCUGUGUGGUCCUGAGUUCCUCUCAGAUGCAGAACCUCUGAAGUGUGGGAGAGGGAGCGGACGGGGUGGAGGACAGAGAACCUCAAAUAAUUUGUUAUUAGUACAAAUUUUUUCAAAGUAUCUGUCUCUCUCUGUGUUCCUUCACCCUGGGCAACCUCCUUCUACAGUGGGGACUAUCUGCUGCAGCAUGGAAAAAUAUGAAAUGCUACUUCUAGAUAAACCAUCCUACAAGUUCUGGAAGGAGAGGCCCCAUCUGAGUGAAGGGGCUAGAAAGUCACCUAGGAAAAAGUGCAAAGCUUCCUCCACCCCCACCUUCCAAAAUGUAGCUUAAAUAAGAUGGACUGAUAGAGAAAGUAAAGCAGAGGAAAACAAUCUAAUUGAGGGAAAAACCAAAGGUCAAAUCAGCACUGGUAGAAACUUAAGGAUAGAUCAGUGGGAAUUGCUGUGCAGGCAGCUGGGAGGUGCUGGUAGUCCUAUUGCUCACUGCUUCUGAGAACUGCAUUCAAAAGGAAGGAUUAUAUACACCUCUCUAUAGCUGUUGGGGCAAAUGCAUCUCUGCCUCACAUAAUCAUGGCAAAUAGCAUCUCAUGUGAAUGCUGAGCGUACUCAAAGCAAAGCUGUUAUUUUUUCUGAAUAAAACACUAUUGGUGUUUUUGAAUGCA
This is a messenger RNA of Struthio camelus australis, 3555 nucleotides long. The record is from RefSeq and is a predicted model, not a curated record. NCBI's taxonomy places the organism in Eukaryota, Metazoa, Chordata, Aves, Struthioniformes, Struthionidae.